Molecule: messenger RNA, 1139 nt
Organism: Durio zibethinus
Lineage: Eukaryota; Viridiplantae; Streptophyta; Magnoliopsida; Malvales; Malvaceae
Product: late embryogenesis abundant protein At1g64065-like
Biological process (GO): defense response to other organism
Cellular component (GO): plasma membrane
Source: RefSeq, a predicted model, not a curated record
UUCAUGCCCGCGUACUCGCCCAACGCCUUUAAGUCUCAAGAAAGCAUAAUAGUCUAAGAACUACUAGAUGAAGUGACUUGUUGCACCAUUUUUUCAACGCAAGUGUUUGCUCAUUCUUUCUACACAACAUUUUCAAUCUAUUAUCCCAAUUCCCAUCUUUUUCUUGACGAAUCAUUUUUCUAUAAGUACUUGUUAAUAUGCCCCCAUAUUUCAUAUCUCAUUCUCCACUGGACUUGGAAAAUUUUUUCUCAGCUUUGGAAUUAGUAAUUAGCACAAAAAAUGGCAGAGAAGAGAGAAUCCCCGUAUCCAUUGGUAUCGGAUAAUGGCCAUCCACGAAGUGGCGAAGAGUCUGCUGCCGCUUACUCGAAAGAGCUAAAGAAAAAGAAGCGAAUGAAGUGCCUAUUGUAUAUUGUAUUGUUUGCUGUGUUUCAGACGGGAAUCAUACUGCUUUUCGCAUUAACAGUUAUGCGUAUCAAAAAGCCAAAGUUUCGGGUGCGGUCAGGGUCAUUUGUUGAACCCUUCAAUAUUGAAACCGGGGCUUCCCCUUCGUUCAAUUUGCGAAUGAAUACUCAAUUCACGGUAAAAAACACAAACUUUGGUCACUUCAAGUAUGAAGCUGGUAACGUCACGUUUGCAUACAGGGACACAACGGUUGGCGUGGCCAUUAUUGAGAAGGCUCGAGCCAGGGCUAGAUCAACGAAAAAGGUUGAUGUUAUGGUGGUAUUGAGCUCGAGCAGUUUAUCAAAUACUAAUGAAUUGGGAAGUGAUAUUAGGUCGGGGGUUCUACGUCUGACCAGCUACUCAAAUUUAGAUGGGAAGAUUCACCUGAUGAAGGUGAUCAAGAGGAAGAAGUCGGCCCAAAUGAAUUGUACCAUGGAUAUUGAAAUUGCCACAAAAACACUAGGAAAUAUCAUAUGCAAGUGAUACGCUACCUAAGUUGUUUAGGUUAUGGACUUUGAUUUUUGCGUAGGACCAUUGUGCUCUUUUUUACUUUCUUGCAGUCUUAUGGGGGAUUUGCUUUAUUUUGUGUCUUUUUCUUUUCACCAAAAGGGGACAUAUAUGUAUGUUGAUAUGGUAGUCUCUCGAGUGCCUAUUUAUUUUCUUUAUCAUGGGUUUUUUUUUUUUUUUUAAUGAGAUUG